Diaporthe citri is the source of this 2802-nucleotide messenger RNA. RefSeq lists its product as uncharacterized. NCBI's taxonomy places the organism in Eukaryota, Fungi, Ascomycota, Sordariomycetes, Diaporthales, Diaporthaceae. The coding region runs from base 1 to 2802 and encodes 933 amino acids. The record is from RefSeq and is a predicted model, not a curated record. The transcript has 7 exons.
AUGGCUAAUGUCCGUUCUCCACGACUGGGUAAUGACCGCUGGUCCCUCUUCCUUCGCCAGAAGCAUCUACAGGACCAGCUUCGGAGACUCAGAAACGAUUUCAAGGGAUGCUACUGCCCACCUAGAUGUCGAAGAGGCAUGCAGAAUCACGUCACCGUCGAUCCUACGUCGCUGCCCGGCCCCAUGCGGCCCUUGCAUGGCCCAUAUGUGGCUGCGGAUAGUGGAUUGCCUCGCACACGUGCCAGACCAGAGGAGCGGAGACAUCCUAAUAUCGUAGUUAUGGCCGAGGCACGAGGCACAUCAGACAUACUACUCCACCGCAGUAGAAUCAGGGCUACACUACGAAUGUCGCUGCAGGUCUAUGAGGACCCGAUUCCCACGGGACGGAGGGGUUAUUUCGGGGAGAUGUUUCUAACGCGCCCGGGCCAAGAGGAGCAAUUCAUAGGCUUCAUUCACGCCUGGCAGAUGGGCCGGACUUCAGAUGAUUGGAUAGAUCUAUUACUGGGCGAGUGGGGGGAGAGAUUUGGUGACCCCUUAUCAGACAUGCGAGUCUUCUUCAGUAGGCUCUUUGCAAGGCCCGACCUCGAUGAGCAAAUUACGGCAGACCGGAAUGGGAAUAUCCUCCCACGCCCUCCACUUCGGCAAGACUUUGCCGCACCUUGGGCGAGGCUUAAUGACAAUACUGACGUCGUUUAUAUACAAAUGAUUUGGUUAGAUGACAGCGUUACAGGACAGCGCAUCAUCGACCAAGGCUUCGAUUUGUUUUACAGGUUAAUGGCGGGUGGGACACUUCCAGAACCAUACAAUCUCAACGGCCCGCUUACCAUUUUGCUGGAGCCGGGUUUACUGGGAUCAGCAUAUCGCAGCAAUUGGACCUCUUCGAUAAAUCCGGGUCUGGAAAUGACGUUUUCAGAGAGGAUCAGGACUGUAGGACGGGCAUACGAGAGGAACGGGUUCUUAUACUUGAACCAAGAAGAGGACGAAGAAUUAAUGGGUCGCAGGGUCGACCCGCGGGACCACCCAGCGGCCCCCGGCGACGUGGCCAUCAUGCCCCCGGACCCGCCCGAUACGGACCUCCAGACUCCUACACCGGAGCGACUCAAGCGAGGCCGAAUACGCUCGCGCUCACCAGAAUCACCGUUGCAGGAUAGGACAGAGGGGUCGAGCUCGUCUUCCUCAGACUCGUCUGCUUCGAGCACUUCUUCCUCGUCCUCGUCCGCAUCCACACGGAGGUUAUUAUCAAGGACUUUCCCUUCUUACCAGGCAACAGCCAUCAUCCCUUACGGCUUCACCCAUGCACAACUUCUGACGCUCAAUUGCCGUCUUGAAACCUGGGAGUUGGCCUGGCGGCUCGGAAGUAGACUCGAGAAGGAAAUCGCCCGCCGAGGUUGGCUGAUCAACCUGCCGGGCGUACUACGAGACACCGGAAAGCCCUGGCGAUCGAACCGGACAAUGGAGUCUACCAUGGCAGCACUCAACAAAAAGGCAGCAGAAACCAUCUAUACUCCCCUAGAGCCGGGGACUAUCCGACUCGUACAUCUUCAUCCCGCCUCCGACUUGAAUGCCGACGUCGGGAGCCAGGACGACCCCAGAGAAAUCCGCCUCAACGGAACGACUGUACUCGUUACACAAAACCUGUACAAGGCUUUGCGUCGUUUACGGUUGCAACACGAGAGCCGCGUGAUCUGGGUCGACGCCUUGGCUAUCAACCAAUCUGAUAUUGCUGAGCGAAAUGUAGAGGUGCAAGUGAUGAGGGACAUAUACUCGAGCGCUUACGAGACACUUGCCUGGCUCGAUAAGAGUCUGGGCGAAGACGGGGAAUCACGCCUAUCCACUUGGACUGAGCCCGGCUACUGCCCAUCGUCCCGAGUGAAAUCCAGGGACCCUAGAGAGACCCUCUCCGCAAUCGCCAGGCAGCGUUACUGGAGCAGGAUCUGGACAGCCCAGGAGGCCUUCCUGCUUACCACGGGCACGCUCGACUUUCUCGGCUUGUCAAAUCUAUUUGAUUACACAGAGGCCGCUACUCUGCCAUCGUGGGACCCAGAACUAUAUUUCAGGGGUCCUUAUAAGGCCAGUGGGGAGCUCAGGUGCUUGCCCGAACUGUUGCGCCUUGAUCAUGACCGCCGAUGGAGCCAGGCCAUCUUCACCAGGGUAUCAAAAGAUCUCCGGACGCUUCACGUCAAGGGGAAUCGUGUAGGAAAAGUAACUAUGGCGGCUGCGAAAAUGACAGAUGCCGCGUUCGGCCCUGAGAAACACGCCUUUGCCUUCACCUUCGCUACUAUGGAGUCUCUGCAGGUGAAAGUGGAGGAGGCUGAGAGGUUUUCAUUUGCUGUCAGACCCCUCGAUGGUGGCAACGACACGAACCUACCUGAAGAAAUCGCUCGAGUCGCGGAGUUCUUGCAAUCAACAAAUUCGGAAAAGGCCAUGAUCAAAGACGACAUCCUUGAUAUUAAGGCCAGAUACCGCCGUAAAGAGGCCCUUUGGGGAACCACGAAUCUACACAUCCGUCAGCAUUUCUCCGUCAUACGCCUGGAGGCAGACGUGUCCGUUGCGACUGGUGGGGAGAAAGCUCGGGCGUUGUUUGGGCUGCUGUGGUACACGACCGCCAAGCCGGGUGACGAGGUGUAUCUUGUGCGAGGCUGCUCUCGCGCGUUGCUCCUUCGACCCGAGGACAGAGACCCGGGAAAGCACAAAUUAAUUGGCUCCAUCUUCUUUCCGGGGCCAGAGGGAAUGGAGGACCCUUUUAUCGAUGAGCUGCUCACUAAGCCUAAUAGUCCGGCGACUGACAUCUUUAUCUGCUGA